CGGCGCGCUCGUACGCGCCCCACCGCUCAUUGCCGACCUGACCGCAAAACUGACUACACGUACUUUUGCCGACGCGUCUUCCAACUUUUUCUCUUACGAAAAUACUGUGAAAAAAAAUAUUAAUCGCUACAAGUAAAAAAAAAAAAUUGCCAAGACGGCGAACAAAAAACAAAAAAACCGUUUCGCAUUGCGAAUAUUAUACCGCGACAUUUGACGUUGGCGAUUGUUUAGAUCACGAGUCGCUUUCGGUCAUUACUCGUAAAUUUCUUUUAACAAAAAGAGAAAUAAUUUCUACUUUUUGUACUGAUAGCGACUCUUGUAUCUUUGGACGUGGCCCGGGAAGGAACUGAAAAUGUCGAAAAAACAUCUUCACAAUCAAGCUGCUAUACCGUUAGCUCCUGCGGUGUUUAAGAAACCACAAUUGCGUCCGAUGAUAGCCGAAUAUGAUCACAAGAAAAAAGGAGUUAAAAAUGACCUUUCAGAUGUCGUCAUGGUCAAGUACAAAGUUGAUCCGAAUGAGAUCCCAGUGGAACAACAGGCGGGAUCCACACUCCCCCUCAUGGAGAUUCCGGGCCGGGAUAUUGAGGCGGAUGAGGGAUAUAACCCGUUCGAACAUAGAAAACUGGCGCACCCUACGUCGGAUAUGGAUACUUUAAUCCAUCUGCUGAAAGGGUCAUUAGGCAGUGGCAUCUUAGCUAUGCCAAUGGCUUUCAUGAAUGCUGGUUUAUACUUCGGGCUUGUUGCUACGUUCUUAAUUGGAGGAAUAUGCACCUACUGUGUGCACAUCCUCGUGAAAACAGCUCACGAGCUAUGCAGAAGAAUACAAAAACCGUCUCUGGGCUUCGCCGAAACCGCUGAAGCUGCAUUCUUAUCUGGACCACCAGCUGUGCACAAAUUUUCAAGACUUGCCAAGGCUAUGAUAAACUGGUUCCUGGUGAUCGACUUACUAGGUUGUUGCUGUGUGUACAUCGUAUUCGUCGCUAAGAAUGUCAAGCAAGUCGUCGACUACUACGCUCAGACAAACGAUUGGCUUCCCUAUGACCUGGAUGAAAGGAUCUACAUGGUAGCGAUGCUACCCCUACUUAUUAUGAUGAACCUUAUAAGAAAUCUGAAAUAUCUCGCGCCCUUCUCAAUGAUUGCGAACCUUUUGGUCGGAACAGGAAUGGGCAUAACAUUCUAUUAUUUAUUCCAAGACAUACCGGCGUUAAGCACACGUCAAUCAUUUGCUGGGUUCGAACGCUUACCGACAUUCUUCGGAACUGCUAUUUUUGCACUUGAAGGCAUCGGUGUUGUGAUGCCGCUUGAAAAUAACAUGAAGACUCCGACCCACUUCAUAGGAUGCCCUGGAGUACUUAACACCGGCAUGUUCUUCGUUGUUUCCCUUUAUGCUCUUGUUGGAUUCUUUGGAUAUUUGAAGUUUGGUCCUGAUACUGCUGGCAGUAUAACAUUGAACUUGCCCGAAUACGAACUGUUGGGUCAAAGCGUGAAAUUGAUGAUCGCCGUUGCUAUAUUCUUCACAUACAGUCUGCAGUUCUACGUGCCAAUGGAGAUUAUUUGGAAAAAUGUCCGCCACUUUUUCGGAGCCAAAAAGAACAUUGCAGAGUACAGCAUUAGGAUCUUCGUCGUACUUUUGACUCUCUGCACGGCCAUAGCUAUUCCGAACCUCGGUCCUUUUAUAUCUCUCGUCGGCGCCUUGUGCCUGUCAUUCCUUGGCCUGAUUUUCCCCGCAGUCAUCGAAACUGUAACCUUCUGGGAUCGCCCUAACGGUCUCGGACGUUAUAACUGGGUGCUGUGGAAAAACAUGUUCCUGGUCUCUUUCGGAAUCCUCGGCUUCCUAACAGGUUCCUAUGUCAGUAUUCUAGAUAUAUUCUCGGGUAAGGAAUGAGAGACUAACGCGAAAGACUAAGCUAGAAUAAGGCUCAAAUUAAAUGUUUUAAGGGCUAAGAUUUUUUGGUAUUUGCUUUUAGUAUCAUUAUUUCAUUUUAUAUUAUUUUAUUUUGAUAAGAGAUUCGCAAUUACCCCGAGUUUACAAAGCUCAAAGGUUAUUUGUCGAGAUUAGUAUUACACUAUUGUGGUAGUUCGCGUAAAGCGGGUUGUGUUUUAAUAUAAUAUUAUGUUGAUUUAGCCCCGAAUCUCUGUAGCCAUUUCACAUAGAUCUAAGAAAAUGUAGAUACCUAACUUUAUAAAUGUGUGAGAAUUUUUCUAGUGCAUUAUCGAAAUGUGAUAAAUUAUUAGGUUACGUAAAAAGGCAUUAUUUGCUUUUUAAAAAAAAAUUGUUCGGAAAAACUGGCAAUUAAAUUACAACAUGUCUGAAGCUAAAUAUUUGUUGCAUUUUUUGGGGUUCACACGAAGAAAUUUGAAACAGUUAAAGGCAUUUUCACACCUGAAAACAUAGUGACUUUAUAUAUCAAAUCAUAUCGAAAGAUAAAUCGCAUUUACUUACCAUUUUGGCACGCCAUGUUAUAGGUACGUAAUAUUAAUCGAUCAUCAGCGUCUCAUUGCGAGGACGUAAUCUAUACAUAUUUAUAGUAAUUAGAUACAUCAAGGAUGUGUAUUUUUGUAUUUUUAAAGCUUCAUGUGGCAUGAAACUAGAAAAUUUAAUAUUUUGACCUAUUCAAUAAACAACGUGAUUAAGAAUCAUUUGUAUAUUGAAUUAGUGUGUCAGUUGUUUUGCGUUCUCAAAUAUCAAACGUACUAUUAAAUAUAACUUUAAAAAUGUGAUAAUUUUCAAUUCUUUGUUUGGCGCGGCUUUUAAAUAAUAAAAAUAUGGAUAUAAUAACUGCGAAUAGAUAAAACUUAAUAGCAUAACAUUUGCACUGUAAUAGACAAAAGAUAACUACAGCUUAAAUUAUUACGUAUGAUAUGAUGAGGUAACAAUAUUUGUUGUUUUAUUGUUUUUUUUUUGACGCACAUAAAGUAAUAGCCUGUGAAUGUGUUAUAAAAAAACAUUAUAAUGUUUAUAUUCCAUUUUGUUUCUAACUGAAACGUGUAUGCGUUUUAUGUCUAUCUGGACGAAGUCGCGGGCAAAAUCUAUACCUGAACAAUAAUAAUGGUAAUAAUAUUGCCCUGUUUAUAAGCUGUCCCAAUGUCUCAGAUCGAGAAAAGUUUGGCCAUAGUAUACCAAACCGACCCAGUACGGGUUGAAGGUAUAGAAAUUUUCUAAACUUCACACAUCUUUGAGAAUUCUCAGACAUGAUCUCAGGUUACCUCGUGAUGUAUUAAUUCAUCGUUAAAGUCAUAGAAAAAUUACUAAUUAAUAUGAACUUUUGCGUUGCAGUGCAAGUUGAGAUCGCGCAACACCAGACUAUCACUUGCUAAUAAGUAAUUUGUUUAUGUCUAUAUUUUAAAUUUUAAUCAGAAAAUAAUAAAGAUUAAGUGUUUCAAAAUGGUACGAUGACAGAUUUUGAAGGAUUUUCUUGACAAACUGAAUUCUUUGCGGGCGAAGCCGCGGGUUUAGCUAGUAUAAUAUAUUUUCAUAAUUAUUUUAUUGGCUAUGUUUUUAGCAGUCUAGUUUUGAUUUUAUAGACUAAAAAAUUGCCUGUUUGUGAUUUAUACUUUUUUUUUUUUUCUAUCCUCGACAUAGCAGACAAUACAUGUGGUUGUUUUAAGAAGGCUCUUUUGCCUCAGUAAAAUUCAGGAUUUGAGGUUAUAGGGUAAAAUUACUAUUAUUGACUUGAUGUUCUUGAAAAUUUUGGAGUAUUGAAACUCUUGGAGUAUUGGAAUAAUCGCUCUAUCAAUUUUGAAGAUAAGUGUAACUAAUGUCAAAAAUAGUAGUUUUCUCAUAUUUCUUAAUAUUUUAAAGAUAUACCUAUUAUAAAUUCAUAACAAUAAUAAUAUAAGUUUGAUAAUCAAAAUAGACUACUAAAUUAUGAAAUUGUAACAAAAUACUUUACUGCCUACUAAACAGUGUAAGUCAAUUCAACAAUGGCUUUUUGAAAUGUUUACUAAAGUUAAUGACGUUACUAUUAAUAUAUAACAACGCGUAAUAUAUUUAACGUAAAGGUUUUCUUACUUAAAGGAAAUCAUUCCUAUUAAUUAUUUUUUGGUAUGAAUUACAACAUACCAGAAAAGUAGUGAUUGUUUUGUUACAGUAUUAAAAUAAAUCAAUUUUAAGGGA
Messenger RNA from Nymphalis io (European peacock), 4117 nucleotides. Its product is annotated as proton-coupled amino acid transporter-like protein pathetic. The coding region runs from base 353 to 1885 and encodes 510 amino acids. Gene Ontology annotation, biological process: amino acid transmembrane transport. NCBI's taxonomy places the organism in Eukaryota, Metazoa, Arthropoda, Insecta, Lepidoptera, Nymphalidae. The record is from RefSeq and is a predicted model, not a curated record. The transcript has 6 exons. Gene Ontology annotation, cellular component: vacuolar membrane. Gene Ontology annotation, molecular function: amino acid transmembrane transporter activity.